Molecule: messenger RNA, 747 nt
Organism: Penicillium waksmanii
Lineage: Eukaryota; Fungi; Ascomycota; Eurotiomycetes; Eurotiales; Aspergillaceae
Product: copper chaperone CCS1
Exons: 4
Coding region: 1-747 (248 amino acids)
Biological process (GO): removal of superoxide radicals
Cellular component (GO): cytoplasm
Molecular function (GO): copper ion binding; superoxide dismutase copper chaperone activity
Source: RefSeq, a predicted model, not a curated record
AUGAUUGAGCCCUUCCAGACUACCUUCGCGGUCCCAAUGACCUGCGAGAGCUGUGUGAAGCAUGUCUCCACCUCGUUGUAUAAGUUGGAUGGAAUCAAUAAGGUCGACGCAAACCUCAAAGAGCAACUGGUUUUCAUCGAAGGCACCGCGCCACCGAGCUCCAUCGUGUCCGCAAUCCAGGAUACCGGCCGCGAUGCGAUUCUCCGCGGUAGUGGCACAACAAACAGCUCCGCCGUCUGCAUCCUUGAAACACACUCCAACAGCGUCUCCAAUAAAGUCCGCGGCCUAGCCCGCAUGGUGCAAGUCUCCCCGAACAUGACCCUAGUCGACUUGACGAUCAACGGUCUGGCACCAGGCAAAUAUCACGCCACGAUUCGCGAAGCUGGCGAUAUUUCACAGGGCGCUGCGUCGGCGGGCGGUAUCUGGGACGCCCUGAAGACCAAGGUUCUCGGCUCGGAUGAGGCGCAGAAGGAACCGCGUGGAAUCUUUGGCUCUGUGGAGGUCGACCAAAAGGGUCGGGGUAAUGUCUUUUUGGACCGACCGGUGGCUAUUUGGGAAUUGAUUGGUCGGAGUAUGGUUGUUUCUGGUACUAAGGAGGGACCGUUCAAGCGUGAGGAUGAGAAUACUUUGGUUGGUGUGAUUGCGCGCAGUGCAGGGGUUUGGGAUAAUGAUAAGAUGGUGUGCUCUUGCUCUGGGAAGAAUGUUUGGGAGGAGAGACAAGAGCAGGUUGGUCAGGGAAUGGCGUAG